UGUACCUUUUAAGUAUACUAUAGCUACCUUCGUUCACACGGGCUUAUUAAUAUAUCACAUUUGUUGAACCAACUAGUUACAAUUCAUCAAGAAUGAAGGGGCCGUCUCGUGCACCUCGAGUUGCUAUUGUCGGCGGGAGUAUCACGGGUAUGGCAUGUUCUUGGGAAUUGCAGAAACACGAUUGCACCGUGGAAAUCUACGAGACUCACCGCAAGCUCGGUGGACAUGCUAACUCGGUACCAUUCGAGGGCAAUGGGAGGACUGUAAACGUCGACAGUGGUUUCAUCGCAAUGGAUGAAGCCUCAUAUCGUAGGUCAUAAGUCUAGCGUCAUGUGUCCCGCUUUCAAAAAUCAACUAAGUGUUAAUAUGUAUUCGAAGAGGUUCAUAAGUUACUUCCUGAUUCCAAUGGUAGCUGCUCCAUGGUGUACCGACCCGGAGGAGUUCGCUCGCACGUUUCCCGCCAAGUUCCUCAUUCAAUUCAUGCUACAACGCGGUCUACUAGAUGCCGUAGUGAAAAGACUUGGAUGGCGUUCUUUUCGAAAUGGGUCGCAGACUUACAUCGAGGCAUUCCAACGUAGCCUCCCACCUUGUCACCGACUACACUUACAUACUCCGGUACAUAGGGUAGUGCGGACUGGCAAAAAGAUGACACUCAUUUUUGCAGACAAGUCUAGAGAGACAUUCGACCGUGUAGUCCUUGCUCAGUGCAGAGUACCCACGUUUUCUACCACCCGCUCAUUAGUUCAGAGAGUAUCCUCAUGUCUCGUCACAUUCACUUAAUCAACGGCGUUUCGGGUAUCGCGUUUGCCGGUGCCUGGAUGGGGUUUGGGUUCCGCGAGGACGGUUUUAGAGCCAGU
This is a messenger RNA of Daldinia loculata, 857 nucleotides long. RefSeq lists its product as uncharacterized. The coding region runs from base 295 to 780 and encodes 161 amino acids. The record is from RefSeq and is a predicted model, not a curated record. NCBI's taxonomy places the organism in Eukaryota, Fungi, Ascomycota, Sordariomycetes, Xylariales, Hypoxylaceae. The transcript is spliced from 2 exons.